Sphenostylis stenocarpa is the source of this 3867-nucleotide messenger RNA. The record is from the annotation of a GenBank genome assembly. Lineage: Eukaryota; Viridiplantae; Streptophyta; Magnoliopsida; Fabales; Fabaceae.
AUGACAAAUGUGAGAAUUGUUCGUAUUGACUAUUGGAUAGAAAAGGCAGAGACAGGAAUCCACUUCAGAAAUAGUCUUCUUCAUACUGAUAAUCAGAUAAGGAGAGCAAGAUGUUGGUUCCCAUGUAUAGAUGACAAUUCACAACGAUGUUGCUAUGAUCUGGAGUUCACUGUAGCACACAAUCUUGUGGCUGUUAGUACAGGAUGCUUGCUUUAUCAGUUGGGAGAGCGUCAGAUUGAAGAUCUGAAGGUCGCAUGUUCAAUCCAUGCUCACCGCACCUCCAGGGUCUUAAGCAAGGACAAUCCUCCCAGAAAAACAUAUGUCUAUAAAUUGGAUGUUCCAGUCGCUGCUAGGUGGAUAUCUUUGGCUGUUGCCCCAUUUGAAAUUCUUCCCGAUCACCAAUUUAGUCUCAUAUCACAUAUGUGUUUGCUGCCUAAUAUGUCAAAGAUGCGGAAUACAGUGGAAUUUUUCCACAGUGCCUUCAGCUGCUAUAAGGAUUAUCUUUCUGUAGACUUCCCAUUUGACUCAUAUACACAAGUUUUCAUAGAUCCAGAGACAGCUGUGUCGUCUUUGAGUUUAGGAGCCUCUAUGAGUAUAUUUAGUUCUCAAGUUUUGUUUGAUGAGAAGGUUAUUGAUCAGACUAUUGAUACAAGGGUAAAACUUGCAUAUGCUCUUGCGAGACAGUGGUUUGGAGUGUAUAUCACUCCUGAGGCACCAAAUGAUGAGUGGCUCUUGGAUGGACUUGCUGGUUUCUUGACAGAUUUUUAUAUUAAGAAGCAGUUGGGGAAUAAUGAGGCGAGAUACAGGAGAUAUAAGGCAAAUUGUGCUGUUUGCAAAGUUGAUAAUGGUGGAGCGACAGCUUUGAGCUGUUCAGCUUCCUGUAAAGAUUUAUAUGGAACUCAGUGCAUUGGUUUAUAUGGAAAAAUAAGAUCAUGGAAGUCUGUGGCUGUUCUUCAGAUGUUGGAAAAACAAAUGGGUCCUGAAUCUUUUCGCAGAACGAUAGUUUCUCGGGCUCAAGAUAAAACGCGUUCCAUGAAGACUCUAAGUACUAAGGAGUUUCGACAUUUUGCCAAUAAGGUUGGGAAUCUUGAACGGCCAUUUCUUAAGGAUUUCUUUCCUAGGUGGGUUGGUUCUUGUGGAUGUCCUGUUUUAAGGAUGGGGUUUUCCUAUAACAAAAGGAAGAAUAUGGUUGAAUUGGCUGUGUUGCGAGGAUGUACGGCAUUGCAGACUUCAACUACAUCUACUCUUGAUAAUAAUCCAGAGACAGAAAAUCGAGAUGGAGAUACUGGAUGGCCUGGUAUGAUGAGCAUCAGGGUAUAUGAACUUGACGGUAUGUAUGACCAUCCAAUUCUGCCAAUGGCUGGAGAAGCAUGGCAACUAUUGGAAAUACAAUGCCACUCAAAGCUUGCUGCUAGACGCUUUCAGAAGCCCAAGAAAGGAUUAAAACUUGAUGGAUCUGAUGAUAAUGGUGAUGUGCCGUCCAUGGACAUGCGCUCAAAUACUGAGUCCCCUUUAUUAUGGAUCAGGGCAGAUCCUGAUAUGGAGUACCUAGCCGAGGUUCAUUUUAACCAACCAGUUCAGAUGUGGAUCAAUCAAUUAGAGAAGGACAAGGAUGUUAUUGCUCAGGCACAAGCAAUUGCAGCCCUUGAGGCAUCACCGCAGCUAUCAUUUUCUACUGUAAAUGCCUUAAACAAUUUUCUCAGUGACUCCAAGGCCUUUUGGAGAGUACGGAUUGAAGCAGCAUUUGCAUUAGCAAAUUCAGCAUCUGAGGAAACUGAUUUUUCUGGUCUACUCCAUUUGGUGAAAUUUUACAAGAGUCGAAGGUUUGAUCCUGACAUUGGACUCCCAAAGCCAAAUGAUUUUCACGAUUUUGCUGAGUAUUUUGUUCUUGAGUAUUUGUGUGAUAGUAAACCUGAAGUGGCUAUUCCACAUGCUGUUGCCAUGGUUAGAGCUGCUGACAAGAAAAGCCCAAGAGAAGCUAUCGAGUUUGUUUUACAGCUAUUAAAGGAGGGAAUAUUUGAGAUGGAAAUCGAAUCGAACACUCAACUGAACAUAAUUUUUACACAGGCUGAUGAUGGAGCGGUUUACUACUUGGAUGUGAGGGCAUCUGUCAGCUUUUGUGAUGACCAGAUUUUGGGUUCUGACUGGAAGUCCUGUAAAGAGUACAAUGACAACAAUGGGAACCCCUACUCAGAUGUCUUCUGGCUUGCUGCACUAGUCCAGUCGGUUGGUGAGCUUGAGUUUGGGCAACAGUCUCAUGCCAAGCUACAAUGGAAUCUUGACUAUCAGUUGUAUCCGGACAUUGACCCAGAUUGCUUUAAAGCUUUCAGGGAUCGAGUUUAUGAACUUGUCAAGCCUUUUUGUGACUUGAAGACGCUGUGGCAAGUUCGAAUUGAAGCAAGUAGAGCACUCCUUGAUCUUGAAUUCCACUGCAAGGGCAUGGAUUCGGCAUUGCUUUUAUUUAUCAAAUACUUAGAGGAGGAGCGUUCUUUAAGAGGGCAAUUGAAGCUGGCCACCCAUGUUAUGAGGCUAUGUCAGAUGAGGGAUGGAUUGAGUUCAGGUGAUGAAAUUACAAGCCAAACUCUUGUCUCUAUACUUAAUUUACUGGACGGGCGUACAGCUUUUAAUAAUGUCUUUCUCCGGCAUUAUCUGUUCUGCAUACUACAAAUACUUGCAAGAAGGCCACCAACUCUUCAUGGGAUUCCCAGGGAAAAUAGAAUGUUGCAUAUGAGUCUUACAGAAGCUUGUAACUAUCAGAAGAACAUGUUUGUUCUUGAUUCAGAUAGCAAACCUUUGGAUCUGCCAAGCACUACCCAAAACCCUACACCAGAUCUUGGCCUGGAGGGUUUGAGGGAUGCCCUUGAUGAAGCUUCUAAGGACCAACCUUGUGAAGCUCCCUCACAGAUGCACGUUGAAGCUCUAAAGGAAGCGCCCCUAGAGAAACCCGAAGAAGUAUUUACUGAAUUUCCGCAGGAAGCACCAAUUGAAGUCCCAAAUGAAGUUUCCAAGGAAGCUGAUACUGUAUCCAAUAGCCAUGAAAGAAAGAGACUCAUUAAGUUCAAGGUAAAACAAUCUUCUGCCACCAGUAGGGCUGAUACUGAUAAUCAAGUGGUUGAACGUUCUUUAGGUUGUCGUAAUGACAUGGAUCAUGGAGCUAGCAGUUCAGUUUCUGUAGAUGCACCCCAGAGGAAUUUUGCCGAGACUAUUAGCAUCAGUAAUCAUAAUAUAGACGAAGUUAAUUCUUGGCAUGAUCGUGGCUCACGCAUGACUGCUAGCAUUGGUAGUGCAAAGUUUUUGAGUGACGGUGACGAAUUGGUCAAAGAACUCCAAUGCACUGCUGAUUCUAGUAUAGUUUAUUCACAACCUCAGCCAGAAGAUCCAUCAUCAUCCAGUAUUAUCCAGGAUAACAAUGUAGAUGCCGAUGCACGACGAUAUGCUAGCCUUCAAACUCUUUCAGUUGCAAGAUUUGAUCCUGACGGAGAAUCAUUAGGUAAAGAAAUUUCUGCGCGUGGUAAGGAAAAACACAAAAGCAAGGAAAAGAAACGAAAGCGGGAAAGUAACAAAGGACACCAUGAUGAUCCAGAAUAUUUGGAGCGAAAACGAUUAAAGAAGGAGAAAAAACGACGGGAAAAAGAAAUGGCAAAACUUCAAAGUGGUGAGAUAAAGAGAUCCUCCGUUGACUUGUCAAGUAAGAAAGAGGAACCUGUAGUGGACGUUGCUAGACAGGUUAAAUCUGUUGAGCCCAGUGGAUAUAAUUCUAAAUUAGAAAUCAAAGGGACUGAUACCAAAACCGAUCCAUCUGAAGGCACAUCUGGUGCACCAAAAUUUCGAAUUAAAAUUAAAAACCGAAUUCUCAACAAGUCAUAG